UGCGCCGGGUUUUCUAAUACCUCUGCUCAUCUGGUCAUGUUCAAUCAUCAAAAAGUCCAUUGUGGAGGAGGGCCAGAAGUCGUGAAUGAGCACGACACUGCCACGGGUCUUGUCAAGCUCGGAAACUAUGCUCCAAGUGAUUAUAUCUUGUACGAAAUUGUCGAACACAUCCCUGAUGCGUACGACUUGUACCUUGCAGGAUGGUCUGCGCUUCCAGAGGCUCCCUCAGCCCGUCCGCGCGAUCAUCUUUCCUCUGCUCCACUAAAAUCCCCUUGGAGAAACCCCCGCAAUCACCUCAGGGCUAAUCAUAAAGGUUGCAUAGGGGAUCGCCGGAAUGAUACUGUUCUUGGAUCCAGACCCAUGCCAACAUCAACCUCAGAGCCGGGAGACCCCUCAUUGGAGCGGUUGCCCAUCGUUGGUAUCCACCACCCUUCAGGCGAUUCCAAAAAAAUAUCCUUCUUCUUUAAUGGAACACUUCCUAAAGCCUGUUGGUCUGAGUGUGACCUUGAUGAUAAGAAACAAUACCAUUGGCAGAUCCCUAAAUGGAGCUUGGGCACAACGGAGCCGGGGUCAAGUGGUUCCCCUUUAUUUGAUGCUAACGGGCGAAUUGUAGGUCAAUUACACGGUGGAGCUGCCAGUUGUUUCAACAGGAACGGGUAUGAUGUGUAUGGAGCCAUUACGGAUUCGUUCAGAACAUCUCCAAGGAUCCAAGACCGACUAGCAACUUAUUUGGACCCUGAUAGUACAGGAAGAGAAUCUAUGAAUGGAUAUAGCCUAGCAAGUGCUAGGCAUGAAGCCCAUAAGCGCCAACUACGAUGAAGAAAGAGAAUGAAGGGGAUGAAGAUGUAAAGAAACCAGAGCUCAUAAGCUUUGAGCCUGGGGCCAAGUAAGCCUAGAGAGAUCUUUGAUUGAUCUAGCAGAAUAGGGCAACAAGUCGACA
Messenger RNA from Lobosporangium transversale, 940 nucleotides. RefSeq lists its product as hypothetical. NCBI's taxonomy places the organism in Eukaryota, Fungi, Mortierellomycota, Mortierellomycetes, Mortierellales, Mortierellaceae. The transcript has a single exon. The record is from RefSeq and is a predicted model, not a curated record. The coding region runs from base 37 to 819 and encodes 260 amino acids.